Messenger RNA from Pogona vitticeps (central bearded dragon), 1036 nucleotides. RefSeq names its product nudix hydrolase 19 (gene NUDT19). Lineage: Eukaryota; Metazoa; Chordata; Lepidosauria; Squamata; Agamidae. Gene Ontology annotation, molecular function: hydrolase activity, acting on acid anhydrides, in phosphorus-containing anhydrides. Gene Ontology annotation, cellular component: mitochondrion. The record is from RefSeq and is a predicted model, not a curated record.
UGGCGCCGGAGGGUGCAGCGGCAGCCGGCCAGCUUCUUCGAGCUCUGCUGCCACCUGAGGUGCGUGCCCAACAUUUGGGCGCUGCACGAGUGGAGCAACUGGCUGACGCCCGUGGGCCGGGCCGGGCGAGGGGGCCGCCGCUACGACACGGCCUUCUACCUCUGCUGCCUCGGGCAGGGCCCGCCGGAGGCCUCGCACGACCAGGUGGAGGUGACGGCGUGUCAGUGGUCAUCGCCUUUGGAAGCACUUGAACUCUUUAAAUCUCAAGACAUCUGGAUCGCACCUCCUCAGUUUUAUGAGUUAUACAGACUCUACAAUUUCUCAUCACUUCAUGAUCUACAUAGAUUUGGCUCUGAACGAGCUUUAGAAGGAUGUGAGCGUUGGAUGCCUGUAAUAUUGGUUGCCUCAGAUGGUCACAUACAACUUUUACCAGGUGAUGAACUUUAUCCAGAUGAUCCUGAUCUUACAGGAGAAAGAAAACCUGUUCUGACAUCAAACAAAAAGAUUGAAGAUCUGAUGAAAGGGGCUAGUAAGCUUCACCGGAUAGUGACUCAUGAUCUCCAUAACGUUACUAUUUGUGUGAAUAUCCAGGCCAAAUAUAAACAUAUCAACCCAUUGGUAGUGGACUCUAAAGUGGGAAAUAAUGCAGAUUGUAAUAGCAAAUUAUAAUAAUAGAUAUAUAUCAUUACACUUGUGUGUGUGUAUGUAUGUGUACACACACAGCCUGUAAAAUAUUUCCUGAAUAUGCUGCCAAAAACCUUCAGAUCUUGCUAUGCAACACAUUUUGAGAGCAGCAAGUGUGACUACAUUUACAAGUUUACUUGUGAAAUUCAAGCCUGGAUUUAGGCUUCUGUCUAUACAUUUGUAAUUAUUUUUUCUUCCAAUUUUGUGCAAACAUGCCAUUUGAGGAGUGGACAUCUAUCUAUGAAGAAUAUGAACUCAAUCUACAUGUUUAAAGAUUUAGAUUACAGUGGCACCUCGCAAGACGAAUUUAAUUGGUUCCAUGGUCAAUGCCGUCUUGCAAAAAAUUCUUCUU